Molecule: messenger RNA, 2692 nt
Organism: Porites lobata
Lineage: Eukaryota; Metazoa; Cnidaria; Anthozoa; Scleractinia; Poritidae
Source: the annotation of a GenBank genome assembly
AUGGAACGUACCGGAAAAGAAUUUUCGGAAAAGAAAAUUAUCCUUCUUCGAAAUGGACAGUAUGAUUUACACGACACCGCUGAUAUUAUAGAAAUCGCAUUGGUGGCUCUGGAAAAUAGGUCAGAUGUCACCAUAAACUGCAAUAAUCCUUUAUUGCGCAAGAAGUGCUUUUUCCAUAAGAUUGCCUUUACAGCAAAUCUCAGUAUUUGUGUUGUCCCAGAUGCUGAUGUGGAAUUCCAUAAAUGCAUUUUUUGGAAUCGUACAUCAGAUGUAAUGGUGGUCUACAUUGAUCGUGCAUCAGCAAAGUUCAUAGAGUGCACAGUCAAGGACAGCAAGGGCAGUGGAAUAGCCGUUAACGGACAAAACUCAUCAGCUUCCUUGACUAAAUGUGAAACAACAAUCACUUCGUGAAUUUUACCGGGGCCACUUUUGUCAAUCACCUGCACCGCCAACAUCUAUUGAUUGUAAACCAAGUUCACCUAAUCUUGACUGCAUCAAAUUCUCAGAGGAAAUAGGAGAGAUCAACCGCAUUGUUGAGCUGUGAUUUUGCAUAAAAGGUCUAAUUAUUACUUCAUGAUGAUCAGUGUUGUAUUGAGUCCUGGAUUUACUUAGUUUGAAAUUCACAUAUUAUAAUUGGUCAUAUGACUCACACAAUUGCAAGAAAACAAUGAUAAAUAUCGACGUGCUUUACAUUUUGGUUUCAUUAUCCUGUGAUACAGAAAGACAAAUAAGCUUUCUUGGGUAUAGCCAUUUUAUUGAAGUUAAUUAUCUUUGGAUCCCGUUUGUUAUUACAUUUAUAUCGUGCAUGAUAAAGUUUUCUCACCUUAUUAACAUAGCGAUGGAGCUUUGAAGACUUCGAUAUGUGAAUCGUUGAAAUCUUCAGUGAAAUCUUUUUGAAGACAAAUUUCUUCAACAUGCUAUUCUUGUUAUUGAGACCUCUUAGAAAUUGCAGUGGAAUUCUGCUCAGUUCACGAGCACGUCUAGAUCGCCUUGCAGCACGUUUUUUAAGAUGAUAUAAAGUUAGCUUUGAUAAGUGUUCGCAUUGAUUCUCGAUAAAUUUCAUGAUGGAAGGUUCACUCAAUGUAGAUAACUUUGAUAAGUGGCUUAUUUUCUCGCUAAGUUUCACGAUGGAUUUUAAGCGAUCGCUCGUAAAUUUGUCUCUCCAAAUAUUCACUCUCAAGUUUUCGCUCAUAAACUAGUACAUCGCAAAGGUUGGGGAACGUGUCGUCCCCAAAAAGCUAUAAUCUUUCUCUUGACUCUCCACCAUACCUCGUGCUUUUCAAAAUGGCGGAUAAGAUUUCAAUGAAAGUAAGGAGCCAGCGAUAUAUCUCAGUCAGCGAUAUAUCUCUAACAAUGUAACUAUGAAAACACAGAAACGCGUUGCAUUUUAUGACCGGUGCCAGCCUUCGGCUAGGCCCCGGUAAUAAGUGGACAUAGAAGCGCAGACAACGCAUUUGCUUACGGAAUAAGGGUGUUUAAUAAAGGGAGUUUGUUGGUUUCCGAUAGCCGCAUCUACGGCAAUGUGAGGGGAAUUUGGGUUGAUGAAGCUCGAGUUGGUAUUCCAGCAAAGACUGUAAUAAUAACAGAUUGUGAAAUCUAUGAUAAUAAAUACGAAGGCGUUGUUGCAGGUGGAUGUAAGUGGGUUUCUCAUGAUUUCACCGUCGUUAUCAUGCGAAGGAACAAGAUUUAUCACAAUGGCACCAUUGGCAUCCGAGUGACAUUUAAUAUUAAUAACAUUCUGGUCGAAAACAACAAAGUGUUUGAAAACCUUUGGUGGGGAGUUUGUGUCCACAACAACGCCGGUGGUGUGUACAAAAGCAAUGAGAUUUGCAACAACAAAAUGGGUGGUAUAAGAUUUGGUUACCAAGCUCCAGGAAAGCCACCCUGUGUAGUAGUAAACAACUAUAUCCACGACAAUUGCGGACCAGCCUUAUAUGAAGGACUUCGUUACUCUGAAAACUACAGUUUUUCCGAGGAAUUACGAGAAUGUUUCUGGAGAGGAGUGUUUUCAGAGGGAAAUGUGUCCUUUCCAAAUAUGGUAUUGGCAGAGGUUAGUUCUAACCACUGUGUCCAAAAUGACAAUGGACAAAAAAGUUUCAAGCCAGCUGCAGUGAUGACGCAUUGUGUCUUUUGCUUUCGACGCGACUUGAAAUUGAAAACUUGUAAGCGUUGCAUGACAGCAACGUAUUGUGGCAAAAAUUGCCAAAAACUACACUGGCAAAAGCAUCAGUAUACCUGCAAAGCUACUGGACAAAGGAACACCAUAGAGGUGAAGGUUGCUGAGGGUUUUCCUAAUGACGGUUCUUAUCAUGUAAAUUUUAACAAGAGCCACUCGAGUCUGGCCCCUAGUGGUCCAGAUUACUAUCCUCCUCCACCUAAGGAUGGAAGUCGCUUUGUUGUGAAAAUCCAAACCUCUGAGACGGAUGAGUUUGGCGGACUUGUUACAGACUCGAGAGGGCUUCUGAGUGAUGAACAGGAUCCUAAUAAAGCUCGGAUGUUGCUUUAUGAUCGCAGCCACCAUGUCCAUUUUCGGGUUAGCUGCAAACCACAACUUUUUCAUUUAAUAAUGGAGUGCGGAAUGAUGGGGAAGAGAAUGACUUUCACGAAGAAAUUGUACUGUUGGGCAGCAUUUCAAGAUGUUAAAACGCUUCGAAUUUUUACCCACGAAUUUGCAGAAGUCCAGGAAUGGUAA